UUGAGUAUAAUUGAAAAGCAUUGUUGUAUUGGAGAAGUCGCGGGCUCGUGUGUCGGAUCGAGCGAGGCGCGUGCUCACGUGCGCUAUGAAUGGAGCGCGGCCGCAGACGCAGACUAGGCGCAGACGUCGUGCGGGAAACGCGCUCGACCGGCGCGCGCACAAUCUGUGACAUUCGUGUAUAGUGUGAUCCUUCGCGACGGAUCUACAGAAAUCAUGUUUUCGAUACUACGGCAUAUUCUGCUGUUAUUGUUCCUGGUGGCAGUAACCUCUUCCCGUUCGUUCUCCGCCGACUUGAUUGCGACUGAUACGGCGCCCAUUAACCAAAUUGCCAAUAUUACAUAUGGAGCAGAAACUGAUAACCAAGGCACCUUGACGUCGAUAUUCUCCCCUCGUAUGGACUUCGAGCAAUGGAAGCCACUAACUGGCCGUGGAGACCCGCUUCGCAACGACCCGACGUAUGAUUACGAACCUCCUGUCCUCGAGCGAGUCCACUACUGGGCAGACGAUACUAGAUUGGAACGAGAACAUUAUCCAGAGAGAAAGUCAGAAGUAUUAAUGCUCGGUGUAUCUUCUCGGAAGCCGAGUGUUACCUCUCGACAGCCACCUUUACUGCCAAGACGUCCCGCACACAGGCCACUGCCGAAUAAGUACGAAGACUUUACUUACAAACUGAGCGAGCACUAUCCAAUGACAAUUUUAGUGCCCCCGCCACCACCUCCACCUGGCCACCAACCACCGCUCUUUAUCCUGUCGGACGAUAAACCUCCCGUGAGCAAAAAAGUCCCGCCACCAAUUCAGAUAAAUCAUCCUCUUCAGAGCGUAAUACAGGAUACCACGCCCACUUCUGAACAUCUUACAUCUUUGUACGCAUUGCAAGAAUCAAAUUUAAUUUAUCAGUCUUCAACAACUACCCAAAAUUGGAUAAGUAAUGCUAAUGAAACUAAAAUCAAGAGAAUGCUGUAAGUAGUGAUUAUGCUGGAUGGGGCCAACCACACCUAUUGAUGAUAAAGAUGCUGCAAAUGAAACGCAUAAUUUAAUUUUAAACGACCAUUCCGAUUAUUCCAGACAUCCGUAUUCAUUUUACAAACCAAUGUUAUCUGAAGCACCCCCUCCUCCCAAGUUAAUACUAAACACUUUCGUUACUUCAACAUUUGUCCCAACUGCAUUACCACCGACAACACCAGUAUCUGUUACUGCG
Spodoptera littoralis (African cotton leafworm) is the source of this 1198-nucleotide messenger RNA. The record is from the annotation of a GenBank genome assembly. Lineage: Eukaryota; Metazoa; Arthropoda; Insecta; Lepidoptera; Noctuidae.